AUGGAAGCAGUGGAAGAGCCCGUCGAUCAGCAGGUGAAACUACCGCAGAAGCGUUUUUAUCGACAACGUGCCCACUCGAAUCCCAUUGCCGACCAUAGUUUCGAUUAUCCUGCUUUGCCAGCAUUGAGCAACUGGAAUGAACUGUAUCCCACUGUUGGCAACCGGUGCGUAGAAUUUGCGGAUAUUGGCUGUGGUUACGGCGGGUUUCUGGUAACGUUGGGCGAAACUUAUCCGGACAAGUUAGCUCUCGGUAUGGAGAUACGGGUAAAGGUGUCCGAUUAUGUGAUGGACCGAAUUAAAGCGUUACGCCAACGACACAAAGGAAAGUACGAUAAUAUUGCUUGCAUUCGUACGAACGCCAUGAAAUACUUACCGAACUACUUCCAUAAACAUCAGCUAGAGAAGUUGUUUUUCCUGUAUCCGGAUCCACACUUUAAAAAGGCGAAACACAAAUGGCGCAUCAUUAAUUCCACGUUGCUGAGUGAGUACGCGUACGUGUUGCGUCCUGGGGGGAAAAUUUACACCGUGACCGAUGUGCGCGAACUUCACGAAUGGAUGUGCAAGCAUAUCGAGGAGCAUCCCAGCUUUACGCGUUUGUCAGACAGUGAAGCCCAGGAGGACAUACUCGCACCGAAGCUGUUGGACAGCAGCGAGGAAGGCCAAAAGGUAACGCGCAUGAGUGGAGACAAAUUUAUGGCCAUCUUCUCUAGGUUAUGA
Messenger RNA from Anopheles marshallii, 717 nucleotides. Its product is annotated as tRNA (guanine-N(7)-)-methyltransferase. Bases 1 to 717 code for a protein of 238 amino acids. Gene Ontology annotation, biological process: RNA (guanine-N7)-methylation; tRNA methylation. Gene Ontology annotation, molecular function: tRNA (guanine(46)-N7)-methyltransferase activity. Lineage: Eukaryota; Metazoa; Arthropoda; Insecta; Diptera; Culicidae. The record is from RefSeq and is a predicted model, not a curated record. Gene Ontology annotation, cellular component: tRNA methyltransferase complex. The transcript has a single exon.